GUACAAAGGACCAUUGCUGGACGAUGGCGCUUUGGAUUUGGCUGUUAAGGGUGGAGCUACUUCACCUGAAUACACUAAGCUUAUUGCCUGGCUAGUGUCAGAAUUGAGGUUAUUCUGCAAAUUGGAGGAGACUGUGCAAGCGACGAACAGUCCAAAAGAAGCAGAAGAAUUUCAGUUGGAAGUAAGUGGGCUAAUGAAUGAAAUGAACUGCCCCUACUCUGUUCUUGUAAGUGGAGAUGUGACAAAACGCCUCCUGAACAAGACUAACUCGCUGCUACUACUCAUGUACCUGAUAUCUGAAUUAGAGGCUUCAAGAAUGAUGACUGUACACAAUCCACCAAAGAAACAGCAAGAAGGGGGUGGAGGAGGAGGAGGACCUGGCGGUGAAGUUUUCCAGGAACUGAAAGGAAUUUGCGUUGCACUGGGUAUGUCCAAACCACCAGCCAAUAUCACAAUGUUCCAGUUUUUCAGCGGCAUUGAGAAAAAGUUGAGAGAGACCUUAUCAAAAGUGCCGCAUAAUUUUGUGGGGAAACCCCUUCUGAAGAAACCACUGGGACCACUUCAUUGGGAAAAAAUUGAAACUACCAAUCAAGCCCUUGUCAAUGAAUAUGAAGUGCGAAGAAAAAUGUUGUUAAAACGUUUGGAUGUGACUGUACAGUCUUUUGGCUGGUCUGAUCGAGCUAAGGCUCAGUCAGAAAAGUUGGCCAAGGUGUACCAGCCUAAACGGAGUGCCUUAUCACCAAAGUGCACAAUUUCUGUUGCACACCUUCUGUCAGCUCGAGAAGAUUUGUCAAAGAUUCUAAAAACCAGCAGUGGUUCCAUUAGAGAAAAGAGCAUUUGUGCCAUCAAUAAGGUUUUGAUGGGCAGAGUUCCAGACAGAGGUGGCAGACCUAAUGAAAUCGAGCCUCCACCUCCUGAGAUGCCACCAUGGCAGAAGACCCAACAGCAGGCUCCUCAGCAGUAUGGUGGAAGAGGAGGAGGUGGCGGUGGAGGAAGAGGAGGCUAUGACCAGUCUUACGGAGGCAGAGAUGGAGGUCGAGGUGGUGGACGUGGAGGGUCAGAUCAAGGAGGCAGAGGCCGAGGAGGCAAAGUUCAAGGAAGCUGGUCAGAUGGUGGUGGUGGUAGUAGCUACCAAGGUGGCAGCUAUCAGGAUGCAGGCCACCAGUCAGGUGGCUACCAAAGUGGAAAUUACCAAGGUGGUGGAUAUCAAGGAGGUGGCUACCAUGGUGGUUUUCAGUCUUCAUAUCAAGGAAGUGGUUAUCAAGGUGGUGGCAGUGGUUACCAAAGUGGUGGCUACCAAGGUAGUGGAGGAGGCUACCAGGGCGGAGGAGGCUAUCAGGGUGGAGGUGGUGGCUACCAAGGCGGAGGUGGAUACCAAGGUGGCAGUGGUGGCUACCAAGGUGGUAGCUCUUCUGGAAGUAACUAUCAGCAAGACAACCGAUACCAAGAUAGUAAUUACAGUGAUCGAGGUGGAGGCCGUGGUGGAGGUCGAGGUGGCCGAGGAGGCCGUGGAGGCCGCGGAGGUCAAGGUGGAGGUGGCUGGGGAGGCAGAGGGGGUCAAAACUACAAUCAAGGAGGGCAAUUUGAGCAGCAUUUCCAACAAGGAGGUUAUCAAUAUAGUCAGUCUGGUUUUGCACAAGGAAAACACUACUCUAGCUGAGAUUGUGGAAACAAAACCUGCCACAUAGUGCUGUCAUUAGAAAAUGCACAUUUGAAAAGGCUUGGAUGUUGCUUUUUUCAUCAAAAUGACCUAAAGGACAAAAAAAGUGGUUUGGAUGACAGUUUUUUUGUGAACUGCUAGUUCUGGCACUUGGAAAGGAUGCCAUUUUGUUGAUACUUUUGUUUAUGAAAUAUGUGCUGUACUUGUUCUUUAAAUCUGAAAGACUUCACAUUUGUCAGAAUGCUGCAAGAGUUUACUAAAGGUAUUUGAACUGUUUUAACAAGUACCACCAUUGUUUCAAACUUGUCUCAUGUUUGAGUAGAACUGAUAUAGGAGAAUGUAUACAUGAGGUAAAUAUGUAGAAAGAUGCUUGCUAUAAACUGUCCUGGGGGGACACCCACUGCUGAAUAAAAGCACACAAAUGCA
This is a messenger RNA of Protopterus annectens (West African lungfish), 2086 nucleotides long. Its product is annotated as protein FAM98A-like. The record is from RefSeq and is a predicted model, not a curated record. NCBI's taxonomy places the organism in Eukaryota, Metazoa, Chordata, Ceratodontiformes, Protopteridae. Gene Ontology annotation, cellular component: tRNA-splicing ligase complex.